CGUUGCAUUCCAAAUAUAGUGUGGAUAGUCUGUAGAAGACUGUCUAUGUGAGAAUCGGUAUUGGCCCUGGGACUCCGUUUAGUGAAACGCCAGCACAAAGAGCUUGGAAUCUCUAGUCAACCACUUCAUUACCAUGUCCUCCACUCCUCUCCCGUCCGGCGACUCGCCCACCCUAGCCCUCGUCCACCCAACUGCGGCCGAAAAAGCCCACCAAUUCUCACUCAAUGGCUCCGUCUGGCGCGGUGCACUCACCCAAGAUUCCUACGAGCGCCGUGAAGCACAUCUCGCCAAGACGGCCCUAUCCUCCAACUCCGGAAUCACCUACUGGGUCCUCGUCGACACCUCCGAGCCGACUGCAACACGCCGAGUGCUGUGCGGCUGCGAGUCUCUCCGCAAACGAGCCCUCAUCUCACACCGAGGACGCACGCAGGAUCUCAUCUGCCAUGGCAUUGGCAGUGUAUUCUGCCCCCCUGAGCAUCGUGGGCGUGGGUAUGCACAGCGCAUGAUGCGCGAGCUAGGGCCGAAACUCAAGACGCACCAGGUUGCGGAGACGGGCUUUGAGAGCCUGUUCUCGGUGUUGUAUUCGGACAUUGGGAAAAAGUUCUACGCGUCAUUCGGAUGGAAACCGUUUCCUUCGAGCCAUAUCUCCGUACCGGCGUCUGCAGUCCAGCAUAAAGGCCCUGUGACGGCGUCGGAGCUACGUGCUGCCGAUUUAGAGGAUCUAUGUGCUGCAGACGAGAAGAUACUACGCAAAGCGCUGGAGGAACGAUCUGAAGACGCGCCACCCGCUGUAGCGUUGCUACCAAACAUUGAGACAAUUAGAUGGCAUCAUGCCCGAGAGGAAUUUGUGGGCUAUGAACUGCUUGGUCGCUCACCAGAUGUCAAGGGCGCCAUUGUAUCGCUGGAUGCAGGUAAACGUGCGUGGUGCUACUGGACACGGAUGUGGUACAAUCCGGAUGUGGAGGCGAGCAAGGGCAAUACCUUGCAUAUCUUGCGCCUUGUAGUUGAAGACGAAGGGGCUGCUCCGACAAACGGCACUGCCGUCAAUGGGACACACCACAAUGGUACAAACGACCGUGUACAUGGAGAGCAGCGCAGGCAGCUGGCAGUCGAAGCUCUACUUCGCGCUGCCCAGCUACAAGCGGCACAGUGGAAUAUGAAUGAGGUAGAGGUGUGGAGCCCGACGUCAAUCACAGUAGCCGCAGCAAAGCAGAUAGACGGCAAAGCCAAGGUCGUGGAUAGGGACUGCGAAAGCAUUGCGAGCUUGAUGUGGUACGGGACGAAGGAGGAAGAGGAUGGGGUGGAAUGGGUGAGCAACGAGAAAUAUGGCUGGUGUUGAGUCUUGCGGUUGUGAAUCGUAUAUCAGCUAAUAAUUGAACAACACUAUACACACGAUAUACACAUUUGCACAGGUGAGAGGAUCAGGAUUGAAUGAAAAUAUUUUAUUACUCUAUAACCACUAUAUAAAAAAACCCAGUUGCAAGUGUCCUGUCAGACGACCACCAACACCCACCCCAGCCCAGACACGACGAGCGUACCAAAGACCAGGGUCGAGAUCAUCGCCACGCGUAUCUGUAGCAAGUACAGUGCGCGCACCAUAGCGGCAGUCACUCUAGGGCGUCGGGGUUAUACAUCAUCACCCAGGUUCAGCACUGAAGCUUUUUUCUGUGGUUAACAGAGGGUCGUUUACUAUAGAGAUGAUUCUAUGAAGUCUGCAGGAGAGAUGAUGUUAGUACAUGCUAAUGAAUAAACCUUUCCAUGCCAUAGAAGCAGAGGUAGAAAGUGUAGGUAGGCGGGGAGAACUUAC
Pseudovirgaria hyperparasitica is the source of this 1807-nucleotide messenger RNA. RefSeq lists its product as uncharacterized. The coding region runs from base 134 to 1339 and encodes 401 amino acids. The record is from RefSeq and is a predicted model, not a curated record. Lineage: Eukaryota; Fungi; Ascomycota; Dothideomycetes; Acrospermales; Acrospermaceae. The transcript has a single exon.